AUGAUCAAGCAAUCUAUAGGUUUUAAUUGGGGCUCUGCAGCUGCAAGUUGUGCAAUUUGGAAAGGCGUCCCGUUAAACUAUAUUUUAAAAUUAGCUGGUGUUAGUCUUAAAGAUUGUGUCAAUGGUCCUCUUUAUGUUUGCUUUUCUGGCGUUGAUACAUUACCUAAUGGUUAUUAUGGUACAAGCAUUCCUUUAGAAUGGUCUCUUAAUGAUGUUAAUGAUGUUAUCUUGGCUUAUGAAAUGAAUGGUGAAAGAUUAACUCCUGACCAUGGUUAUCCACUACGUGUAAUAAUUCCUGGAUGUAUUGGUGGUAGAAUGGUUAAAUGGCUUUCAAAGAUAACUAUAAGCAAUAAAGAAUCUGAUAGUUAUUAUCAUUAUCAUGAUAAUCGUGUUCUUCCUCCUGAAUUCGAUGCUGAACGUGCUACUAAAGAAAAAGUAUGGUAUAAUCCGAAUUAUAUUAUCAACUAUCUCAAUAUUAAUUCAGUCAUAACUUCUCCGGCACAUAAUGAAUGUAUUCCAUUGUCAAGCUUUUUGAAUAAUCAAACGUAUACUCUCAAAGGUUAUGCUUAUACUGGAGGUGGUCAUAAGAUUACACGUGUUGAAAUCUCUUUAGAUAAUGGUAAAACUUGGCUUCUUUCUAAAUUAGAUCAACCUGAACUUGAUCAUCCCGUUGUUCUUAAGAGAGGAGUAAAUCCAAUUCCUAGAUAUUGGUGUUGGAGUUUUUGGUCUUUAAUUAUACCAUUUCAUUCUUUCAUUCGAUGUGAAGAAAUUUCUGUUAGAGCUUGGGAUUCUACUCAAAAUACUCAACCUAGAAAUCCAACUUGGAAUGUAAUGGGAAUGAUGAAUAACUGUCAUUUUCGUGUAAAGGUUAAUACAAUUGCUCAAGGAAAUGAAUUCCGUUUAGUAUUUGAACAUCCAACACAACCUGGAAAUCAAGCUGGUGGCUGGAUGAUUAAAUCUCCUCCAAAAUUAAUAACCGCGAAACCUCCAGGUGUUUCUACUAUCGAUAGUAAAAUUCCUACCUUUACUAUUAAUGAGGUUGCUAAACAUAAUAAUGAAAAAGAUUGCUGGAUUGUAAUAAAUAAAAAAGUUUAUAAUUGUACAGAAUUCUUGAAAAAACACCCUGGUGGUACUGCUGCUAUACUUAUCAAUGCUGGGAAAGAUGCCACAAUUGAAUUUAAUGAAAUUCAUUCCACAAAGGCUAGAGAGAUGUUAAAAGAUUUUUAUAUAGGUAAUCUGGCAACCCUUAAACCAAAAUUAUAA
Molecule: messenger RNA, 1263 nt
Organism: Racocetra fulgida
Lineage: Eukaryota; Fungi; Glomeromycota; Glomeromycetes; Diversisporales; Gigasporaceae
Source: the annotation of a GenBank genome assembly